Messenger RNA from Dibothriocephalus latus, 285 nucleotides. Lineage: Eukaryota; Metazoa; Platyhelminthes; Cestoda; Diphyllobothriidea; Diphyllobothriidae. The record is from the annotation of a GenBank genome assembly.
AUGUAUCGGUACGUUAUUCCCUGGUUCCUUCUCUCUGCCCCGCAGGCGUGGGCCAGUGGAUUCUGUGGAGAGGGUGUGCGUGUGGGAAUUUUCGACACCGGUCUCGUCGACACCAACCUGCACAAACACUUCCGUGCAGUGACGAUAAAGGAGAGAACCAACUGGACCUACCUGUCUGCGCGCACUCGUAAACGCGAGCGGAAGCAGCAGCAGGGCGCCGAGGAAGACGUGAAUCCAGCUGCCAUUGACGGACACGGUCACGGUACCUUUGUUGCUGGGAUCAUC